This is a messenger RNA of Plasmodium relictum, 1035 nucleotides long. RefSeq names its product transcription initiation factor TFIID subunit 7, putative (gene TAF7). Gene Ontology annotation, biological process: RNA polymerase II preinitiation complex assembly; transcription initiation at RNA polymerase II promoter. The record is from RefSeq and is a predicted model, not a curated record. Bases 1 to 1035 code for a protein of 344 amino acids. NCBI's taxonomy places the organism in Eukaryota, Apicomplexa, Aconoidasida, Haemosporida, Plasmodiidae. Gene Ontology annotation, cellular component: transcription factor TFIID complex. Gene Ontology annotation, molecular function: RNA polymerase II general transcription initiation factor activity. The transcript is spliced from 2 exons.
AUGAUAGAAAAAAAAAAUGAAAAUUUUAAAAAGAUUUCCCUUAAUGUUAGAAAAAAUGAAAAUGAUUUGAAUGAACAAAAUAUAGCAAAUAAUGAAUCAAAGAUUAAACCAAAUCCAAAAGAAAUUAUCCAAACAUUAAACACAAUUGAGAAUAUUAGAGAAGGUACAUAUGAAUAUAAAGAUUUGCAGGAAAUUUAUUUUAUGAAUGAUUUAGAUUUAUUAAAUAUAGUAAAUGAUACAAAAAAUGGAGAAGAUAAAAUAAAAAAUAAAGAUAAUAAUAAUAAUGUAUAUAUGCUAGAUAGUGAUGUUGAUAAAGUUUGUAUAAUUCGAUUUCCUUUAUCAAUUUCAAAAGAAAUAAAAAAAUAUUUAUUAAAAAAAAAUUUAGAAUUGGAAAUUCACCCAACAAGUUUAUUAAAUUCAAGAUUUUUUAUAAUUCAUUUUAAAAAUAUAAAUAAAAAGUUUUAUGGCAUAUUAGUUGAAUUAGCUACACAUAUAGAAAUACAUAAAACGUUGGAUGGAAUAAAUCUUUAUAAAACAAGUGAUGUGUCUCAAAUGAUAUAUGUAUAUGAAAAUAAUAAGAAUAGUAAAAAACUUCUCAAAAGAUUUAUAAAUAAUAAUUUUCAAUUAAAUAGUGGUAUUAGCAAUAAAACUAAUAAUUUUAAUUUUCAAAAUUAUGCAAAACUUUAUAAAUAUCAUGAUAUAUACUUUGCUCAGAAGCUUAUAUAUGAAUAUUUAAAUUCUGAUUUUUAUGAUUAUUAUGAUAUGUAUGUUAAAACAUAUAAUGAAAUGCUUAAUCAUAUAAGUAUUGAAAAAGAAAAUAAUAAACAAAGCGAAAUAGUAGAUGAAUUAACAGAUUUAUCGGAAAUAUUAAGUUCACUUGAUAAUACUUAUAAUAUAAUGAAUCAAAUAGAAAAAGAAAAUGGAAAUAUUAACUUUGAAGUAUUAUUAAAUUAUGAAAUUGAAAAUGAAAACUAUGAAUCAGAUGUGUCUGAUUUAUUAUUAGGAGGAAAUUAUUACUUAAAAAAAAAACAGUGA